Molecule: messenger RNA, 369 nt
Organism: Daldinia caldariorum
Lineage: Eukaryota; Fungi; Ascomycota; Sordariomycetes; Xylariales; Hypoxylaceae
Product: zinc finger protein
Exons: 3
Coding region: 1-369 (122 amino acids)
Biological process (GO): protein import into mitochondrial intermembrane space
Cellular component (GO): mitochondrial intermembrane space
Molecular function (GO): zinc ion binding
Source: RefSeq, a predicted model, not a curated record
AUGUGUAAACACAUACUGAAUGCUCAAGUGGCUAUCCGCUCGCCGUGCUGUAAAAAAUGGUUCGACUGCGCAGAAUGCCACCACGAGCAAGAAUCCCACCCACUGCUACAGAGCUUCGAGAUGACGUUCGCCUGCAAAAAGUGCAAAAAGUGCUUUCGCAAGGACGCCCAGGAGUUCGAGGAGGCCGAUGAGUACUGCCCCCACUGCGAUAACCACUUCGUCAUCGACGCCGUCAUACCGAAGCCCGCUUUGACAGUCGAAGGCGAGGACGCGCGGAUGGAUAACCGUAUGCUCAAAGAUGACCGGGUAAAGGGAAGCCAGAACAGGUCGAUCUUUGACAUCCAGGCCGAGGCGGAUAAGCUCGGAUGA